Funneliformis geosporum is the source of this 249-nucleotide messenger RNA. The record is from the annotation of a GenBank genome assembly. Lineage: Eukaryota; Fungi; Glomeromycota; Glomeromycetes; Glomerales; Glomeraceae.
AUGUACGAAAUUCAAAAGAAUAUGCACUUACAUCUUGCUUACGAACAUAUCGAGCGUCAAUUUUCUCCGAGAAACCCGUCUCCCGGUAACAAUGAGAACGCAUUAGGAAAUACUUGCUACGCCAUCCAAGAAAUUCUUUGUAGAGAUGCUCCCGCAAAUUCGAGUACUGACUCAGAUGAUGAUCAUAUUAAAGCUUUACCCGAACCCGAGUUACGGCCAUUAAACAUUGACGACCCCGUUUUUCGGUAA